Phlebotomus argentipes is the source of this 2173-nucleotide messenger RNA. It is a transcript of the gene CNT2, whose product is annotated as solute carrier family 28 member 3. Gene Ontology annotation, molecular function: nucleoside:sodium symporter activity. Gene Ontology annotation, cellular component: membrane. The transcript is spliced from 5 exons. The record is from RefSeq and is a predicted model, not a curated record. NCBI's taxonomy places the organism in Eukaryota, Metazoa, Arthropoda, Insecta, Diptera, Psychodidae. Gene Ontology annotation, biological process: nucleoside transmembrane transport. The coding region runs from base 303 to 2120 and encodes 605 amino acids.
CUGAAGAAACCAGUUUCUAACGAUCCACGAAUGAGUUUCGGCUCGAGAAAUUUACGUCUUUUCAGUAGUAUUUCGUUGCCUCAAUACCUUUAAUCAAGUUUGAGCUCUCUAGUCUGUUUUAUUACACAGUUUCCCUCAAAGAUAACGCAUUUCCAGACGGUUUGCUUGCUCCAAAAGUAUUGAGUGUUCGUGUUUGCGAUUCAUUCAUUAAACGUGACGAAAUGAUUCAUUUUACAAAUAAAUGUCGUGAGAAAAUGCAGUUUGCCAUCGAAUUAUAGUGUAGAAUUAUAUUCACAGAAGCCAUGAGUGGAGCUGAAAAUCGUGCUUUUGAGUUAGAAGAGACUCAUCUGGAAGUUGCGGAGAACAACGAGAAGAAGGAGAAACUCGAAAAUGACACCAGCAUUGCAGAAAAUCAGGAAAACUCUCCGCAGAAAGCAACUUUCUUGGAUAUAUUCUGGUCAUUCUUGGCUAAACACAAGGCCAAAAUCAUCAUUGCCAUUCUCAUCAUACUUAACAUUUUAGUAUUUGUGUACUUUGGCUUCGCAACACACUUUCACGUGGAAUACACAUGCAACGUCGACGGCAAUUGUGAUUUGGGCUGGUGUCACGGUUAUGGAUUCCUCGUCAUUCUCAUGGUGCUGGUCUAUGGUGGUCUUUUCUACUUCCAGGUGAUAAAGCGCUUCUGGGGCCAGGCGAUCUACAAAAGCGUCAUUAAUCCCUUGUCGCAAUUCAUACGAAGUAUCUUCAGAUUGUUGUACGUUCGCGUCGGUGCUGUGAUAAUUGUUUUGGCGGCAUUUGUUGUGUUUCUGGUGUUUGAAACCUCAGACAACCGAAGUAGACUUCGAGGACUUGUAGGAAUAUGCAUUCUUCUAUUGCUCGGCUUUAUAUUCUCCAAGCAUCCUUCCUAUAUAAACUGGCGGCCUGUGAUCAUGGGAAUAAUUCUCCAAUUCCUUUUGGGCCUUUUCUGCAUUAGAUGGGACGUUGGACGCAACAUUUUUGAUUGCAUCGGCGAUAAAGUCGCAACUUUCCUGAAUUAUGCCAAUUAUGGCGCUGAAUUUGUAUACGGCGAAUUUUUGAUUUCUGCAGGAGUUUUCGCUUUCACCGUUCUCACCGUGAUCUUCUUCUUCAGCUUCAUAAUAUCAGUUUUGUACUAUCUCGGCGUGAUGCAGUGGAUUGUGACCAAGCUAGGAUGGCUUCUUCAAGUAGUCCUAGGCACAACAGUUUGCGAGAGUGUUAAUGCGGCAGGAAACAUCUUCUUGGGUCAAACGGAGUCACCUUUGCUUAUUCGGCCGUAUUUGAAGAAAUUGACUCUUUCGGAAAUGCAUGCCAUCAUGACAUCAGGAUUUGCCACUGUCGCGGGAUCAGUUUUGGCAGCCUACAUUUCGUUCGGCGCCAAUCCAGCCUAUCUAAUCACAGCUACAGUCAUGGCAGCUCCUGGAAGUUUAUGCUACUCAAAGCUCCUCUACCCCGAAACUGAGAAGAGCACCACUAGUUCGGACAACAUAGAAAUAGAGAAAACCAGCGAUUCAUCAAUUCUGGACGCUGCCACAAAUGGUGCCGUAACAGCGAUCUCUCUUGUCUUGGGAAUCAUCGCCAAUCUCAUUGCCUUUGUGUCCUUUAUCGCAUUUGUUAACGGAUUGCUGGGAUUUUUCGGGAAUCUCGUUGGUUCUGAGGAUAUCUCACUUGAACUGAUAUUUGGAAAGAUCUUCCUGCCUCUGGCGUGGAUUAUUGGCGUGCCAAAUGAGGAUUGUGAUCGCAUCGGACAAAUUAUUGGCAUUAAGACAGUAGUGAAUGAGUUUGUGGCCUACAAAGCCUUGGGUGAUGCCAUUAGAGAGGGCCAGGAGAAUCCAGACGUUGCUCUGCACCCACGAAGCAUUGCCAUAUGCACUUUCGCGAUUUGCGGCUUCGCCAAUCCCAGUUCUGUAGGCAUCAUGAUUGGAGGUUUGGGCGCCAUGGCGCCUGAGAGACGAUCAGCGAUCACUGCUGUAGCCAUCAGGGCAUUUGUGGCUGGAAGUUUCGUCUGUUUCAUUACAGCCAGCAUUGCUGGGAUUCUAAUGGCAGACAACAUGUUCGUCACAGAGUCAAAUGUAACUGUUAAUGCACAUAAGGUCUACAUGUAAAUCGAUUUGAGACACAUUUUUAAUAAAAGUGUUUAGAUUAGUGUUUCGUACAA